Molecule: messenger RNA, 2081 nt
Organism: Cynoglossus semilaevis (tongue sole)
Lineage: Eukaryota; Metazoa; Chordata; Actinopteri; Pleuronectiformes; Cynoglossidae
Gene: ermn
Product: ermin
Exons: 3
Coding region: 882-1805 (307 amino acids)
Biological process (GO): actin filament organization; regulation of cell shape
Molecular function (GO): actin filament binding
Source: RefSeq, a predicted model, not a curated record
ACCUUCAGUAUGCUAACCUAUUUAGCUAAGCUGACCAAAUUCAAGGUAAAUUUGAGGCAGUUUUCAAUAGUUAAAAAGUUAAAAACAAAUUGACUAUUUUUUUUUACGAUUAUAUACAAUAUGUCAAAACAUAAUUAACAAAAAAAACAAAAAACUCAAAUGAACACAAGUUGUUCAGUCAAUUUUCAUCCAGUGGAGCUACGUGUUAACAUGCUAAAAUGUUAACAAACACAAAAUACUGUAAAAAGUUGCUCUUAUUAAGCUUGGUGAAAAUACAACAUUUACUUAGCUAACGUUUAGUUAAGUACAUUUUUAGUUUCAUUCAUUUAACCUUUACCAGCUGCUCUGAACAGUGUUCACACAUUGGUCUCUCAAAUUUCCACAGCUGCACUAGUUCAGGUUCCAAUAAUGUCAUAUGAAGACUUCAGCCACAUUACUUAACGGUCUUAUGUUACAUAAAACACACCAUAACAGGGUUAAAUUCCUCCUUUUUCAGUCAGUACUGCAGGGUCAAGAAAACCUAUGGAACCUAGGAGAAUGUUAAUCCAGACUCAAACUGUUACAGAAGGCAUGCUGUCAUCCAGCAGGGAUUACAGAUCCAGUACAAUCACUCCAUAUGCAGAUACCACAACAACAAAGACGCCUUGUUGGGUCCACAACAAAACCCCUGUUUCACAGAGACUUCAGCACAGACAGUGAAUGGUAGUGGAACUCGGAGCCAGACUAACUCUCUUUUUACUCCCUCUUCCUGGCUGUAAAGGAUGAAAACAGGUGCCGCAAUGAGACCAGAUGAGAAACGAUAACCGAGCCAUGUGUGCGGAUCUUUCAUUUUGAGUUAUAAAUCAAAGGUAUUUAACAGAACCAGUGUCAUAGUGUCAGAAAUGGCAACCAGCCCAGUGGCUCCCAGGGCUUCCAGACUAACAGAGGAAGAAGAAAAUGCACUGGUGUCUCAAGUAGUGGAGAUCAUCAGCGGCAUCUCCCUGGAGUCUCUGAAGACCCAGGACAAGCCUGAAGACAGAGACGCAUGGUCGAUGGAGGAGGGAGACGACUCUGUCUUCUACAGUGAUGAGGACCAAGGUCAGCAGGACAGAGAAGCAGACACACUGUGUGAGUUCAAUCUAGAUGAGGAAGAACAGCUUCUGGAAUGUGAAGCAUUGGGACUUAUCCUUCAGACGGAGUCCGAACAAGAGGCAGAAGUGUUGACCUCCGAAGAGGAUUUGAUAGUCGAGAAGAAACAAAAAGAUGACUGCAAGGACGGUCAGAGACAAAAAAACCAUUCUUCUGAUUCUACACAACCCAGAGCAGAGAGUAACAGCACAGCAGAACAGUUUGACAGAAACCAAACAGAAUCUCUAGAAACAACGUGCAUAAAUGCAGCUGUGACAACACAACCGGAACAGAAAGGAUCAUGGAAAAGAGCAAAUUUAGAAGUAAACGAAGAACUAGUGCUAGAGGCUCAAACACCAGUUCUUCUGAGUAAUGAGGAGCGUCACAGAGAGCUGAACAAGGAGGAAGAAGAAGUCCCAACAGGGACGUCAAGUGAACAACUUCAGACAUCAGGGCAAAUUAAGGUACAGCAGGAACCAAAGCAGAGCUCCGACCUUUAUGUUCCUGUGGGGUUUCAUCAAGGUCCCAAACCAGGCUACUCCACUCUACCUCUGCAGAAGAAACCCAGCGACAGCUCCAGAGCCUUUGACCACCUCUCCUCCGCCUCCAAGUACAGCACCGUGUCCUACCGCAAGAUCCGUAGAGGAAACACACGGCAGAAGAUAAAGCAGUUUGAGUUCAUGGUCAUGAAUUUGUAAGACGGUAUCAAAAAUAAACAGAACACCCUAAUGUGACAUAACUGGGUUUGAAACAAAGUGUGAACUGUUAAUAUUUAUUGUUUGGUCUGUAAUUGUAGAGAAAUGCCAGCUAAUAGGUGCUAAUAAGGUUUCAGCAUGAAAAUGUAAAGCUCUUAUGUAAAACCACCAUUGGAGCAAUGGAUUAAGUGAAUAACAGGCUCUGAGAAUAUAAUCCUACUUUCUAUAAUAACCAAGAUGUUGUUUGGUAUUAGAUGGGGGGGGGAGUAUGCUGCAGUA